Canariomyces notabilis is the source of this 1790-nucleotide messenger RNA. RefSeq lists its product as uncharacterized. NCBI's taxonomy places the organism in Eukaryota, Fungi, Ascomycota, Sordariomycetes, Sordariales, Chaetomiaceae. Gene Ontology annotation, molecular function: U6 snRNA binding; pre-mRNA binding. The coding region runs from base 394 to 1572 and encodes 392 amino acids. The transcript has a single exon. Gene Ontology annotation, cellular component: U2-type catalytic step 1 spliceosome; U2-type catalytic step 2 spliceosome; Prp19 complex. The record is from RefSeq and is a predicted model, not a curated record.
GAGAGGCGGUGAUCGGUCGACGCGAAUUCGAAUACAACAUUUAAGAGCCAACGACAUUGACGAAAUUGAAUUUGUGCUCCACAGAACAGGCAUACCUCACAGGAACAUUGUCUCUCUGGCAUUCCGAUAAUUUGUCAUUUGUUGCGACGAAGUGGUUCGGCGGGAGAAGACUGGAACGAAUACGAAUAAGAAACGAUCGGACCACAUACCCAGCCACAGUCAACGUACCUUCAGUGGCGACAGAUAAGCUUAUCAAGUCACAAGCCACAGAAAGCUCUCGGCUAUCGCCCCGUCGAGAAUCCUCACCACUCACCCCACGUCCCUUCGCAAAGCAAACCAUCAGAUCAGAGCCUCGAACCGAAACCACCACCACAAACACAACCCCAUCGGAAAAUGCCGCCACCCCAAAUCAAACAAGACCUGAACCGCUCCGGGUGGGAAUCGACCGAUUUCCCCUCAGUCUGCGAAAACUGCCUGCCCUCGAACCCCUACGUCAAGAUGCUCAAAGAGGACUACGGCGCCGAGUGCAAGCUGUGCACGCGGCCCUUCACCGUCUUCAGCUGGUCCGGGGACGGGCGCGCGCACGGGCGCAAGCGCCGCACAAACAUCUGCCUGACGUGCGCGCGACUCAAAAACGCCUGCCAGUGCUGCAUCAUGGACCUGCAGUUCGGCCUGCCCAUCGUCAUCCGCGACAAGGCGCUCGAGCUGAUCGCCCCCGGCCCGCAAAGCGAGAUCAACCGCGAGUAUUUCGCCCAGAACAAUGAGAGAGCUAUUGAGGAGGGCCGUGCCGGAGUGGAAGAGUACGAGAAGAGUGAUGAGAAGGCCAGGGAGCUGCUCCGCCGCCUCGCGCAGAGCAAGCCGUACUUUAGGAAGGGGCGGGAGGUGGAUUCGGAGGGGAAUGUGGUUCCAUCUUCUGGGAGUGGGAGUGGCAGCGCGACUGGAGGGAACCCGGCUGUGGGUGCCGGACUGGGUGGCGUCGGCCCGAUAAGGACGAGGGACUCGAGGGCGGCAGCCGCGGCGGGCGCGAGACCUGGCGGUGGUGCGAGGAGAGGACCACUUGGAGCGAGCGCGCCGCCGCCAGGACCGAAAGAUUGGUUGCCCCCCGCGGAUCGCAACAUCAUGUCACUGUUUGUCACGGGAAUCGAAGACGACCUCCCCGAGCACAAGAUUCGCGACUUCUUCAAGGUGUUUGGCAAGAUCCGGUCGCUCGUGGUUUCGCACAUGACGCACUGCGCGUUUGUCAACUACGAGACCCGAGAGGGAGCCGAGAAGGCUGCGGCCGAGUGUAAGGGGCGGGCUGUCAUCGCGGGUUGCCCAUUACGGAUCCGGUGGAGCGUGCCCAAGCCGAUUGGGACGAUGGACAAGGAGGAGCGGGCGGAAAUGUUGCGCGACGGCCGGUCUGCUUUCCCCGAGGCUAGACGGAGAGGGGGGCCGCAGCAGAAGGCUUUACAGGACGGUAGUGCGCAGGGCGCGGGUGCAGCUGCUGCCGGGCAAGACGACCUGUCUAAUCUGGCUGUUGCUGCACCGCCUGGCGCGGCCGAUGUACAAUAUGCCAGUCUGUCUGGAAACUGAAACCAUCAUGAGGUAUCUGCUUGUUGGCGCGGCGUUUGGGAGGCCUGGGUUGGGAAAUGGUCACAAAAUAUGUUUGUCUGGCGCAUUGUCAUGGCUCGGGGAGAAUCAUGUUAUGUUCUAGUGUUACAUCGAGGGGUAUCAUAGACGGCUAUACAGUACACGGCAGGCUUUCAAACCUUAUGCCUGCCUUAGCUAAUGACAUCUCGUCGUCCAUCUCC